Messenger RNA from Sclerotinia borealis F-4128, 420 nucleotides. The record is from the annotation of a GenBank genome assembly. NCBI's taxonomy places the organism in Eukaryota, Fungi, Ascomycota, Leotiomycetes, Helotiales, Sclerotiniaceae.
AUGCCACCAAAGGGAGUCGCAAGCAAAGCACCAGCUGCCGCCAAGGCACCUGCAUCCGCAUCCAAGGUCCCAGCCAAGCAAGAUGCUGGCAAGAAAACCACCACCGGAGAAGGAAAGCCACGCAAGAAGAAGGGACGUAAGGAGACUUACUCUUCAUACAUCUACAAAGUUCUCAAGCAAGUUCACCCAGAUACUGGUAUCUCCAACCGCGCAAUGUCCAUCUUGAACUCCUUCGUCAACGAUAUUUUUGAGCGCGUCGCCACAGAGGCCUCCAAGCUCGCUGCUUACAACAAGAAGAGCACCAUCUCGUCAAGAGAAAUCCAAACCUCUGUCCGUCUCAUUCUUCCCGGUGAACUCGCAAAGCAUGCCGUCUCUGAGGGUACCAAGGCUGUCACCAAGUACUCUUCAUCCACGAAAUAA